AUGACCAGUAGUAAGACCAACUCUUCUGCGACAAAGACGGGAAAUAGUGCUAAUUCGAUUCGCGUCACAGUGCGUCGCCGAGGAAACCCAGGGUCGCCAUUGAAGCGCUCCACCACAACUCCCGAUUUGCGAUCCAGGGCAGCGCAGCUUCUGAGCGACGGCAUUGACGAUGACGAAGAUGAGGACGAGGACGAGGAGACGUUGAAACUCAAGUUAGCGGCCAUUGAGGCGCGACUUAAGCUGAAACAGCUUCAGAAGAGUCGUGCAAAGUCUGGAACUCCAGCGCACGCCCCACAUGACGAAGAUAGUGCUCUUGCGAGACCUGGGUCAGCAGUGAGCUACUCGACACAGUCACAUACCUAUCUAUCAAGGAGCCGAGCCGAACGGAGCACACAGCACGACGCUUCUCUGGACGACGUGCAAGUUCCGCUCUCCCCGACACGACGGCCGACGGUUUCGGCAGACCCAGUCUCCCCGCGGAGAUAUAUCUUAGGCAUUGAUAAAGGCCUCAAGUCAAGGGAUGUAUCUCUCAAGCGCCCUCCGAGUUCGAAAGGAGCUGGUCAGUCGACUGCGACACCCGGCUCCCGGACAUUGGCCGGUCGCGACGGUUGGGUUUCGCAUUCGAACAAACUUUUACAGACAGUCACUGCGGAUCACGAACGUGGUCGUCCGAAGAGCUUCAGCGAGCGCAUGGCAGAGAGUCGAUCCGAGGAAAAAUUGCAGAAAGACCGAGCCGAACGAGCUGAGCGCAUUCGAGCUAACCGGAGCACGGCGUUUCAGAUCGACAAGAAUGAGGUGGAGGCAUUCAAAACGGCUGCUGAGGCGAAGAAGAUCGAAUCCCCACGAUCGCCAACUCGAAGCAGACCCAAUGAGACUUUCAGUCGUGAGGACGUCCUGCGGUCAUAUGGCAAGCUCAAGCCGUCCCUGAAGCGGAGCCAGACUCUCCCUAGUGUACGGCAUCAAGACAGCGAUGCCGAGCAAAAGGAGUCGAGGCCAUACUUGCACCGACGAAACCUCAAGUCCGAAUCGGAAGCGCAUGGUUUUUUGCCGGGGAGCUCCCAGCAGAGCACUAAUGAUGAGUCUCAGGAGGAGAACGGCGGCGACUCGUCAAAAUUCGAGGCCUUCUCUGGUUUGCACAUGUCGAACCGAAUUCUUCCCCAUUCAUUCCUCACCCGCACACUCGAAGACAAGAAGGUCCUCCGCAUCCCUGAUCUCCUUCGAACCGUCAAAGGGCCUAGCUUCGAACUGCCUGAGGAAAUCGACACAGACUACGUGGUUUUUGGCAUUGUAGCUUCCAAGUCCGAGCCCAGACAGAUAAAGUCGAACAAGAACGCCUCUCAGAAGGACGCCGACCCCUUUGACGACGGCCUCAACAACACCAACUCAUAUAUGGUCAUCACCCUGACCGACCUGAAAUGGACCAUAGAUCUAUUCCUCUUCGAGACUGCCUUUCCACGAUACUACCGGCUUUCCGAGGGCAUCCUCGUCGCCAUCUUGAACCCCACGAUUAUGCCCCCUCCCAAAAACAAGACUGACACCAACAAAUUUAGCCUCGCCAUCUCUUCCUCCGACGACACGGUCCUGGAAGUUGGAUAUGCGCAAGACCUAGGAUUCUGCAAAGCCACCAGAAAAGACGGCAAGACGUGUCAUGCAUGGGUUGAUGGACGCAAGACCGAAUUCUGCGACUUUCACGUGGAUCUCCAGGUCCGGAAAACUCAGGCUGGGCGGAUGGGCGUGAACAACGGACCAGGCAUGUAUGGACCGGGCGGACGUUCCGGCCCUCGAACUGGCUACUUCACAGCCGGUGGUGGUAAUGGCGGUGGGAAGCGGCCCGGGCAACGAAACGGCCUGAAACCAACCGGCGCUCAAUACGACUCCGGAUCACAGACCCUGUACUAUGUCGCGCCUGCGCCUAAGACUUUUAGCAGAGGAGGCCUGGGUGGUGGAAACAUCCAUCGUCAGCAGCAUCCCCUCGGCCAGUCCGCAGCGAGUCUCAUCGACGCCGACACCGACGACCCUUUCAUCGCCGCAGGCCGGAUGGGGCGUGGCAAGGACAGCAAGGAAGAACGAUUUCGCAAACGUCUUGCGGACAGACAGCGGGAGAAAGACAUCACCGAGAAGCUCAUCACCCGGACCAGCGGCGUAGGCGCAGAGUACCUGCGCGCGCGGGGCAACGAGAGCGUCGUUCCCGCUUCGCGUCCCAGCGACGCCGCGAAGAGCCAGUCCACCAAGGCCGCCGGAGACAGGGACUCAGCAGCCACCACCCUUGGCCUAGCAAGCCUACGCAAAGCAGCGGCCGUCAACCUCAGCCCCCUGAAGCGCGCCCACGACGGCGGCGGCGACCGAGCGCUCGGCAGCAGUGCAGUCAAGAAGACUCGCUUCAUCACGUCCCACGGCAUCAAGGAAGCAGGGAGGGACAGCCUAGGCGGGAAAUUCGAAAUGGUAUCCACGACCCAUCAUGAUGAUGAUGACGACGACGACGACGAUGAACUAGACAUUGUCUAAGCCGAACUCUAUAAUAAACCCGAGA
Messenger RNA from Aspergillus homomorphus CBS 101889, 2530 nucleotides. Its product is annotated as Mcm10/DnaG-type zinc finger protein. Bases 1 to 2505 code for a protein of 834 amino acids. Gene Ontology annotation, biological process: DNA replication initiation; DNA replication. Gene Ontology annotation, molecular function: DNA replication origin binding; single-stranded DNA binding. The record is from RefSeq and is a predicted model, not a curated record. Gene Ontology annotation, cellular component: replication fork protection complex; nucleus. NCBI's taxonomy places the organism in Eukaryota, Fungi, Ascomycota, Eurotiomycetes, Eurotiales, Aspergillaceae. The transcript is spliced from 2 exons.